CUUCACUCGUUUCCCGACGAUUGUUAUAGAGCAGAUGAGAGUUCUCGUCGUGCUCUCCUCGUAAGACGAAGCCUUGGAUCGGGAUCCUAUUUCGACUACCAUUCCAAAGAUCCAUGCACGAUAAGGAGUCCCUGGCUAUAUCGUAUCAAUCCAGUUCUGAAGUGUAGUCACUGUCCGUUUGUGCUCUCCAUGGACACUGCUACAUCCCAGUCACGGCUCGACUUGUUCAUUAGAGUCUCGGCAAGCUUCAUCCUAGCCACUGUGGUAUAUACAAUUGGAGUCUGCAUAUACCGAGUCACGCUGCAUCCGUUGGCAAAGUAUCCCGGUCCAUUCCUCAGCAAGAUCACCGACUGGUCGAUUGUUCUACAAGCGAGGAGUGGUGAUCGACAUCUGGACACGUGGGCCGAGCAUCAGAAGUAUGGUCCCGUUGUGCGAAUCGGACCGAAUGUCUUAUCUUACAACACCACUGCUGCCUUGAAAGCCAUCUACAGCAGUCGAAGGUCCAAUGUGCGAAAGUCGGACUGGUACAAGACCAUCGACGCCGGUUCGAAGGCGUUCAGCCUUCAUUCCGAGAUCGACGAGAAACGCCACGCGUUCCGGCGACGAGUGAUCGACCAAGCAUUCUCGGACACGGCCAUCAAGAGUGACGAGGAUCUUAUUGUCAAAGACGUUACGACGUGGGUUGAUGCGUUGGGAACCGAAGUCGAUGCGACGACGGGCUGGACCAAACCGAAAGACAUGAAGGACUGGUGUAACUGGCUCAGCUUCGACAUGAUGGGAGAUCUCACGUUUGGCAAGGGGUUCGGGUGUGUCGAACUGGGCGAACAUAGAUUCGUGCCCGAGGUUGUCCUUGACGCCACAAAGUUUGUCUACGUUGCCGGGUUUUGGCCCUUCAUCGACCUCGUCCGCCCUUUACUGGGCACGUCGUGGGCGUCGAUUCUCUUCACCAAGGACGCCGCACAGGGCGAAGCUUACAUCAAGUACGCCAACGGGAUGAUGGAGCAACGCAUGGCCGAGGAGCGACAGUUCGACGACACCAAGGCGAGCAACCCCCGCCGCAAAGACUUCAUACACCACCUCCUCCACGCACGCGACCCGGAGACGGGCCGAGGGUUGAGCGUCAACGAACUACACGCGGAUUCGGCGCUGCUCAUCCACGCCGGAUCUGACACGACGGCCCUCACGCUCAGCGCGGCCACGUUUUACCUCACGGAUCCCCGAAACGAACGAGUCCUGACGAAAUUGACGACCGAGAUUCGUAGAACCUUUGACACGCCCCGGGACAUCCACUCUGGACCGGCACUCGGUUCACUCACGUACCUGCGAGCAGUCAUCGACGAAGUUCUGCGUCUCGCACCGCCCGUGCCGUCGCACCUGCCUCGCCAGGUCCUCCCCGGAGGCAUGGAGAUCGAGGGCGAUUACGUCCCCGAAGGGACCGUGGUGGGAGUGGCCCCGUUCGCCAUCCAGUACAACGAAGAAUAUUACCCCGACCCGUUCAGGUUCAAACCCGAGAGGUGGAUAUCGGGACCCGACGAAGGCGUCGCGACCGCACGUGCGGCUUUUUGUCCCUUUAGCAUCGGACCCAGAGGUUGCGCAGGGAAGCGGGUCGCGUACUUGGAGGUCAGCAUCGCCUUGGCCACGUUGUUGUGGAGUUUUGAUGUGAAGAGGGCGGCGGCGGCGGCGGCGGAUGAAGAUGGUACGAUUACUACCACGACCGACAACAACACUAGCAACAAAAAUAACAACGACAACAAAAACUCGAGACACGGGAACGUCAGGGGUAGAAGGGAUUUGUAUCAAUUGUGGGACCAUUUCGUGGCCGACAGGAAAGGUCCGAUGGUGCAAUUUAGAAAGAGGGUCGACUAGUUGACGGGGAAAAAAUAAAGGAUUUUUCUUAAUUACAAAGAAAGAAUAUCCAUACCUGUACACAAGUACGGGAGUAUGUAGGUAACG
Messenger RNA from Exophiala oligosperma, 1953 nucleotides. RefSeq lists its product as uncharacterized. The transcript is spliced from 4 exons. NCBI's taxonomy places the organism in Eukaryota, Fungi, Ascomycota, Eurotiomycetes, Chaetothyriales, Herpotrichiellaceae. The record is from RefSeq and is a predicted model, not a curated record. Gene Ontology annotation, molecular function: monooxygenase activity; iron ion binding; heme binding. Bases 190 to 1866 code for a protein of 558 amino acids.